AUGACCAGAGUGGAAGCUUUAAGGGACAUAAACCUUCGCUCCCUGCUGAGGGAGCUGCGGACCGAUAUUGCUAUGGCUGUAGACGACCCUUUCCCUCUCGUCUACGGUUUGGUGGACAAGAACAUCAUCACUGACCAACUACUGAAGGACACUCUAGAGAAGGAAGGCAGAGAAGGGAUCCAUAAGGCCAUGUACUCCCUCCUGACCUGGGUCCUGGAGCAGAGCAGAUCUACCAUCCAGGCUUUCUGGAGCAACUUGUCCAAAGACUACAACCUGGACAGCUACCCCAAGCUACAGACGCUGCUCACGAACCUGCACUCCAGACGGGAUGAUGCGGGUUCCAAAGCUGAGAAGAAAUCCUCUGGAGGCCACAAAACAUCUCACGUCAAGAAAAGGAGCCAUGAGGACAGAGAGACAAACUCACACAGUGUUCAGGCCGUGUCGUCUUCAGUCCAGAUACCCGCCCCUCUGUCUUCCUCCUCCUCCUCUGCCUCCUUAACUGAGCUGCCAGUUGGCCCCAAAUCCACAGAGAAGAUCCACAUCAAACAGAUGCUUGGCUCAGAUGUAUCUCUGAGUGUGUAGGGUCAAUAUAACGAUGAUGAGUGUGCGGUGUGUAAGGAUGGAGGGGAGCUGAUUUGUUGUGAUGGCUGUCCUCGAGCUUUUCAUCUGACCUGCCUGGACCCUCCACUUACAUGUAUACCAAGUGGCACUUGGCAGUGUGAAUGGUGCUGUGGAAACAGAGUGAAAAGAGAGAAAGCCCAACUUCCUUUACAGCCGCGGCAAACAAACACAAGCUCCAGUAACUCCAUCAUAGACGUCCCCUUCUUCUCCUCGCUGUCAUCCUCGUCUCUCACCAGCGUCACAGCUUCUACAAAUGAGCCCAGUGGCAGAAACCAGUGUUCAGGUGGAGAGCUGCACAGUGUGAGGGAGGUGUGUGGAGUUUGUCACCUGGGAGGAGGAGACCUGACUCCCUGCCUCCAGUGUUUGCAGCACUUCCACACACACUGCCACUUUUCCAAAGGGAGAUCCAUCUGCUUGUCUUGCUCCAGGCCCUGGGGCAGCUCUGCAGAGAGGGAGGCUGAAUCAUCCAGAGGCUUACAGUGUAAUAUGAGUAAUCUCUCCCACGUGUGUGUGUGUGUGUGUGUGUGUCUUCAGCUCACCCCAGUGGUUCAAAACACAAUCAGUCAUGAUCAGAGCUCCUCUGUCACUGAGCCCGUCCUCCAUAAAGAUGAACUGGACUCCAUCCUGGGAGAUCCGGGCUCCAUCGACGGCAUCUUGCAGUGGGCGUUCCACAACAUCUCUCGACCUCUUCCAGACUCUCAGGGAUGCUACCAGUGA
Epinephelus lanceolatus (giant grouper) is the source of this 1338-nucleotide messenger RNA. The record is from RefSeq and is a predicted model, not a curated record. NCBI's taxonomy places the organism in Eukaryota, Metazoa, Chordata, Actinopteri, Perciformes, Serranidae.